AUGAGCGUCCUCGUCCCAAUAGACCAGCGCGCAUCACGUUUCGGCCUAGCGACGCCCGGCCCGCAACACAACCACGCCCACCAACCAAACCAGCACCUGAGCUCCAGCCGGCCCUUAGCGCGGAAGCCCACCGCCUCACUCCACGCCCACGAACGGCUCGUGGUGCAGCGUGACGUGCCACUGCCAUCCCCAACCCACGGCCAGCGCGCACGCCGGCGAGCGCCCCUCGCUCCGCUUACUUCGCGAACCCCUUUCCGCUCGGCUCGAUUCGGAGGGCCGGGGAGGAAGGGAGGGAACGCCGCCGGUCUCCACAUUUAUCAGCGGCGCGCGAGGCAGCCGCCGCCGUUACGGACGGUACAGGUGAAGAAUCUUAAGACUGGCAUCUUCUGUUUGAGCAGCUGUUUGGCUCAUAUUAUCAGAACUCCGCUAUAUCAAUCAAUGAGGACCAACUUGAAGUUUAGGUACAAAGCAACGGAGAAAGGAAGGAAGGUGGUGAUGAUUAUCCUGUAUGGGAAGGAGGUCCCAUGGCCCAUGGGAGCUGGUUUGGUUCCAAGGCCAUGUGCAACGGGAGGGCUCAAGUGGGGAACAGGGUUUGCACGGGAUAACAUGGGAGCCAUGUCUCUCCAUGUUGCCUAGUGUGUAUUUGUACAUAGCUUUCACUGUUGGCUGGACUCCUCUGGCACCAGCAACUCAUCGUAAUCCCAGCACUUCAGCUUUGCAUCUCCUACCCUUUUCCUAACUCUAUUAGCAACCAGAAGAAAUGGAAGCUUUACUAUUUCUUCUUUUUUUCCAUUUUACUUCUGCAGAUCCUGUUCCGAUUGGCGGUCAUUCUCUCUUUUUUAUAAGUGAAACUUUAUUGACUCUUAAUGUCACAUUAAUAUGAUACAACUAACAAGAGUACACUUUCGGUCUCUACAUA
This is a messenger RNA of Phragmites australis (common reed), 919 nucleotides long. RefSeq lists its product as uncharacterized. The record is from RefSeq and is a predicted model, not a curated record. The transcript has 5 exons. Bases 1 to 636 code for a protein of 211 amino acids. NCBI's taxonomy places the organism in Eukaryota, Viridiplantae, Streptophyta, Magnoliopsida, Poales, Poaceae.